This is a messenger RNA of Anolis sagrei ordinatus, 1382 nucleotides long. It is a transcript of the gene TRUB1, whose product is annotated as TruB pseudouridine synthase family member 1. Gene Ontology annotation, biological process: mRNA pseudouridine synthesis; tRNA modification. The record is from RefSeq and is a predicted model, not a curated record. Gene Ontology annotation, cellular component: mitochondrion. NCBI's taxonomy places the organism in Eukaryota, Metazoa, Chordata, Lepidosauria, Squamata, Anolidae. Gene Ontology annotation, molecular function: RNA binding; pseudouridine synthase activity.
CGGAUCUCUUGACUUGCCAAAGGGAAAGUCAAAGCAGAGGCCUGCCUCUCCCUGGCCCCGGGAAUGGAUGCCUGCCUUCCUGGCUGGCUGAUGGCCGGGCAAGGAGCGGGGAGGGAGAAAGCCCUGGCCGCCCAGCUCCUCUCUUUCAACGGGCUCUUCGCUGUUCGCAAGCCCAAAGGGCCCACCUCCGCCGCGGUGCUGAACCAGCUCAAGGAGAUGCUCCUGGCAGAAGCUGGUUUGCCAAAACCUAGUAGGAGGAAGAGGAGUCAUAUGUUAAAGAUUGGACAUGGUGGGAUUCUGGAUAGCACCGCUUCAGGAGUGCUAGUGGUUGGAAUUGGAAAAGGAACUAAAAUGCUAAGUGGCAUGUUGGCUGGUUCUAAGAAAUACACGGCUGUUGGGGAAUUGGGAAAGGCAACAGACACAUUUGAUUCUUCAGGAAAAGUCACAGAAGAAAAACCUUAUGAUCAGAUCACAAAAGAGGAUCUUGAGAAUGUCCUGCAGAAGUUCACGGGGAACAUCAUGCAGGUUCCCCCACUCUAUUCUGCCCUGAAGAAAGGUGGACAGAGACUGUCAACUCUCGUUAAGAAAGGAGAAUUGGUGGAAGCAAAGCCUGCCAGGCCAGUUGUGGUCUACAAUCUCACACUCAAAAAUUUCAAGCCACCCUUGUUCACACUUGAUGUUGAAUGUGGCGGUGGCUUUUAUGUCAGAAGCUUGGUCAACGACAUUGGCAGAGAGCUGUCUUCCUGUGCCACUGUACAUGAGCUGACCCGAACCAAACAGGGACCAUUUACACUGGAAGAGCAUGCACUUUCUGAGGACAAAUGGACAAUUGGUGAAAUCAGCCAGUCCCUGGAGCGUUGCAUGCUUCUUCUCCAGGCAGAACCAUCUCGUAAAAAAUUAAAGACAGAACUGUCUGAAGAACACGCUGUGAGCUGUGAAGAUAAGUGAUAAGUCAGGUCAAGGAAAAAGACUGAAUGACUGAGACGUUUUCAGAUUGCUCUGGGAUUGUCUUGUCUUCCCUCGUAAAUUUACAGUCCUGUGUGUAGAGGAUGACAAAUUGCAGUGCAAUGGAAACAAUGCCUUUCUAUCUCUCCUGCUUGUGUUGAGAGACAUAAGAAGAUGUCCAGCAUUUAUUUCUUCCCAUAAUGUCUGUGUUGCAUUGUAAACGUAUUUGUCAGGGAAGCAGGGUCAUCACUAUACCCUUGAAAGGAGCUUGCAGGACAUUGUUUCUUUAAUUUGAUCUCGGUUCCAUGUUUUUGCAGAUACUUGGAUUCUGCUUUUCAAGGGAAAUAAAGCAGUUUGAAAUGUUGACAUUGAAUAAAAAGAGUUUAUAAGAAGAAUGUGGGGGAAAUGGUACAAUAAAAAUUCAUGAACUCCAGUAA